UUCAACAUGAGCUUCCUGUUAUCCAAGCUGAGUAGCAAAAAAGAAGUAGACCAGGCAAUAAAAAGUACUGCAGAGAAGGUGCUGGUUCUCAGGUUUGGGAGAGAUGAGGAUCCUAUCUGUCUACAGCUAGAUGAUAUUCUUUCUAAGAUCUCUUCUGACUUAAGCAAAAGGGCUGCUAUAUAUCUGGUAGAUGUGGAUCAAACCCCAGUUUAUACACACUAUUUUGACAUCAGUUAUAUUCCAUCCACUGUGUUUUUCUUCAAUGGGCAGCAUAUGAAAGUGGAUUAUGGGUCUCCAGAUUACACUAAGUUUGUGGGAAGUUUCAAAACCAAACAAGACUUCAUAGAUUUGAUUGAAGUAAUUUAUCAAGGUACAAUGAGGGGAAAACUUACUGACCAAAGUCCUAUUGAUCCCAAGAAUAUUCCCAAAUAUGACCUCCUCUAUCAAGACAUUUAG
This is a messenger RNA of Hippopotamus amphibius kiboko, 456 nucleotides long. RefSeq names its product thioredoxin-like protein 4B. The record is from RefSeq and is a predicted model, not a curated record. The coding region runs from base 7 to 456 and encodes 149 amino acids. The transcript has a single exon. Gene Ontology annotation, biological process: mRNA splicing, via spliceosome. Gene Ontology annotation, cellular component: spliceosomal complex; U4/U6 x U5 tri-snRNP complex; U5 snRNP. Lineage: Eukaryota; Metazoa; Chordata; Mammalia; Artiodactyla; Hippopotamidae.